AUGCGCGAUGAACCUUUCGAUAUAUUGACCUUAAAUGAAACUAGAUUAGACAGUACUUUCCUAGACUGUGAAGUACAGAUACCUGGUUAUGAUAUUGUCAGAUCUGACCGAAACAGACAUGGGGGAGGGGUAGCUAUAUAUAUAAGGACUAUCAUUCCAUAUAUCGUACGUGAAGAUUUAUUACAAGAUACUCUCGAAUUGCUUUGUAUUGAAGUUAGAAAACCUAAAAGUAAACCAGUGCUUAUUUCAACUUGGUAUCGACCACCGAGUGCAAAAAUUGAAUUAUUCCAAAAGUUCGAAAACUUCUUGAAGCAGAUUGAUAAUGAAGACAAAGAUAUUAUCAUAACCGGGGAUCUUAAUUGUAAUUUUAUUGAGCACACUCAAAACCAAGCUACUUCUAAGUUAAUUGAUAUUAUUGAUAUUUUCCAACUGCAGCAACACAUACAAACCCCUACUAGAACUACUUAUAAUUCUUCGUCUCUGAUUGAUUUAAUUCUUACACAUAUCAACGAUGAUAAAACCUUAGAAGCCGGGGUUGUUGACCUUGGGAUUAGUGACCAUAGUCUUGUUUACAUAUGUCGGAAAAUUAGCAUUCCUAAAGAGCCACGACAGUUCAAAAAUUACAACUCCCACCAAUUUAAAGAAGAGCUAAGCUACUAUACUAAUCUAGAUCCCACAUCGAAUGAUCCAAAUGUGCUAUGGAAUGAAUCUAAGAACAACUUUCUUACUAUUGCUGAAAAACACGCGCCAGUUAGACAGCGUCGCGUUAAGAGUGAGCAUAAACCAUGGCUGACGAAAGAAAUAAAGCGUUUAAUGCACCAUAGGGAUUAUCUUAAAAGACAGAGUGUUCGUUUAACAUCGAGUAAUUAUAACGAGGCCUACAAAAGAUGCAAGAAUAAAUUAAAUAAGCUUAUUAAAAAUACUAAGGAAGAAUACUUUAAAACGAAGUUAUCUAAUGCAAAUAAUAGCAAAGAAGUUGGCAGGCUAUUAAUGAGCUUUUAA
This is a messenger RNA of Paramuricea clavata, 1002 nucleotides long. The record is from the annotation of a GenBank genome assembly. NCBI's taxonomy places the organism in Eukaryota, Metazoa, Cnidaria, Anthozoa, Malacalcyonacea, Plexauridae.